Molecule: messenger RNA, 720 nt
Organism: Mesoplodon densirostris (Blainville's beaked whale)
Lineage: Eukaryota; Metazoa; Chordata; Mammalia; Artiodactyla; Ziphiidae
Product: phosphoethanolamine/phosphocholine phosphatase-like
Exons: 5
Coding region: 1-720 (239 amino acids)
Biological process (GO): bone mineralization involved in bone maturation
Molecular function (GO): phosphatase activity
Source: RefSeq, a predicted model, not a curated record
AUGGCUGUGCCCGGCGCGCCACACUUCCUCCUGACCUUCGACUUGGACAAGAGUAUCGUGGAUGAAAACAGCGACGACUCUGUUGUGCACCUCGAGGGCUUCUACAACGAGUACAUGCAGCGCGUCUUCCAGUACCUGGGCGAGCAGGGCGUGCGGCCGCGGGACUUGCGCGCCAUCUACGAGGCCAUCCCCCUGUCGCCCGGCACGGGCGAGCUGCUGCAGUUUGUGGCCAAGCAGGGCGCCUGCUUUGAGGUUAUUCUCAUCUCAGACGCCAACACCUUUGGCGUGGAGAGUGCGCUGCGCGCCGCCGGCCACCACGGCCUGUUCCGCCACAUCUUCAGCAACCCCUGCGCUCGCUGCCCCGCCAACAUGUGCCAGCACAAGGUGCUCAGCGACUAUCUGCGCGAGCAGGCCCACGACGGCGUGCCCUUCGAGCACCUUUUCUACGUGAGCGACGGCGCCAACGACUUCUGCCCCAUGGGGCUGCUGGCAGGCGGCAACGUGGCCUUCCCGCGCCGCCACUACCCCAUGCACCGCCUUAUGCAGGAGGCGCAGAAGGCCGAGCCCAGCUCCUUCCGCGCCAGGGUGGUGCCCUGGGAAACCUCCGCCGAAGUGCGCCUACACCUGCAUCAGAGCUGUAAAGGAGGUGAAGGGGCGGAGGUGAGCGAGGUGUCUCACGCUGCCGUCUGGGGGAUGAGGGCGAGUCCCUCGGCCCGCUAG